UGACUCGUUUGAGGAGUCCUUGAAUUUGCAUAUGUCUGCCGAUGUCGGCUUCACUCGCGUGUUGAUUGUCAUGGUGUGGGAAGCUACACAGGGUGUUCACGACAUGCUAAGAGUUCUUGCCGUGUGAGGCUGCACGGCAGAACUCUUGGCAUGUCCCUCACACCCUGUGUAGCUUCCCACAUCAUUCGCCUAUACAUUCACAAGCCCACGCAACCACCCACCCACCCACCCAGUUGCCACACAUAGCCGACCGAAUAAUGGCCAUCGACACGCGUACAGGUACUUCAUACACACCCACAUAUACCCACGCCACGCCCGAACGAGAUAAAAACGACCAGAGAGAAAGGAGUCAGGUCAGUGGUGUCGUCUCGACAUUGACGGCGAAAGGCCGCUGCAUCUCGUGCGUCCAACGAUGUGCGUGGAGAGAAUCGUAUUCAGGGAUGAGUGUGUGACCCCACCCCUCAGCCAGAGCGAAAGAAAAGAGCAGCGCACAAGGCAGCCACCAGGAUGAUAAAAACAGCAAGUGCUUGGUUAAACCGUUACUGCCGAUCUGUCUGUCUGCAUCGCACAAGAACGACAGGCUCACUGCAUUCAAGUACUACUACAGUUCAAGUCACUGUAGCAGUUGAACGCCAGCCUUUCCUCCUUGUGUGCUUGCGAGACACACCGAUCGCGUCCACGAGAGGAAAAAUAUCCCUUCCCCGCUGUCUGCGGCGCUUCAGCCACAGCGUACGUAAUCGACCUGCCUGCCUGACUUCACUUGCUUCACUCGCGCACAAACGAACGAACCGACGCUUUCACGCACGCCCCUACUAGAAAGCACACACAUGUUGAUUGACACAUGUCUGUCUGUCUGUCCAUGUCAUGUGCCGUGCCAUGUGUGUGCAAACGACGACUUGACAUGCACACAUGGAGCGCGCCCCUCUCUUCCUCAUGGAAGGAAUGGUUGCAUGAAAAAAGUGGGUGUUUCGAUCCUCGAAAUCGAAAGAGGGACUCACAAACACACGUACGCACACCAACACCAGCACACGUAAGCAGCAGCAAGUAACACACGAAUACCAAUAUUCCGUCAGUCAUUCACACACUCAGUUGAGCCCCGCCCGCCGGAUACAGUGGGACCGAUCCCCCUCGCCGCACCGUCUGACAGAACAGAGCAGCACAACAGCACAGCACAGCAAGUGGUCGACGUCCCUCUGUGUUGCGUAUUCGGUGUGUGUGAAGUGACGUACCCUGUGUUGGCUCUGAUGAGCAUGUUGGCCUUGUUGAGGUCAAUCGUCUUGGCUGCACACCACACACAACCAACAGGACAUUCGCACGUUCUUUAUCCUGUGCUUCCUCCAUCCAUCCUCGCGCACCCAUUCUUCCGAGCCCGUGGUGGCCGAAUGCGACAUCCAUGCGGUCAGAGCUACCGUCCCAGCGGCUGUAGACACACACAGGCAAAAAGGCAAUGAACCGAUGCACCUCAUCUCAUCUCAUCUCAUCAGCCGCCCGAUAUGCAUCCCAUUUGACUCACUAAGACGUGUCCUGAAUCUGCAGUCGCCUGGUGCCGUUAUCUUCACCAUUGCCGCCCACAAUGUCGAGCUCGCCCUCCUCGUUGAUGGUGAAGAGGUUGAAGAGCUCCUUCUGCAUGGCCUGGUAGGUGCCGUUGAGCAUGUUGACGAGCUCGGGGCCAGUCGUGUCGUCGGCCAGGUCGGGGCCUGAGAACAGGGCCUGCGGGGUGCGGAUGUCGCUCUUGUCGAAGAAGGCGGCACCCUCUGCAUCAAGGAUGGACGCAUGGCAUGUGUGUGUGUGGCGUGGCAUGUGUACCUUUGCCGACGACCAGGCGGUCGCCUGAUUCGAAGUAGAUCUCUACCAUGGGUGCGUCGUAGUCCCUGCAGACAGCAUGAUACAGGCAUACGGGCACAUCAUUUGGUGGCGGGUGUGUGUGUUUGUGUGUUUGGUCGGUCGGUCGGUCGGUCUUCCCUUCGCUGACCUGAAAACUUCGGCGAUUUUCUGCAUGGACUCAAAUCUGACCGUCGAAAGAGACCACAGCACACGCACCACACACAUCAUCCAUCCAUCCAUCCAUCAAUACGUAUCUCUCCCUGACUCCCUCACCGUUUGCCCUCGCCGAACGAAAGGACCAGUCCCUCCAGCUGCACGCACCCGCCACAUAGCACACGGAUAAUCAACCUCUCUCUCCUCUACUUUGGCUUUCCUUCGCCCUCACCUUGUAGAGAUCGUUGAGGUCGAUGGUGAGCAGGUCGAAGAGGUCGAUGCCCUCGAGAUAUUCCUUAGUGGAGACAAUUUCGUCGUUGACACGCAGCACACCAUAUGGCGUCGUUGACCAGGUCAGCGGGACCGUCGAUGCCAUGGUGUCGUUGCGCGCGCCGUCAGGGGCCUCGCUGACCGCCUGCAGUGCGCGGAGCCGGCUGGCGACUGCAGGAUGCACCUGCACAGAGAGGCCCUGGGCAGUGCCCAAGAGACAGGCACGUAAGACAGUGAGACGUCUCGUGAGGUUGCCUGCCUGAUGCACCGACCCCCUCACCUGUCUCGACAGCUGUCUGACGACUCCCUCCAUUCUGUCCAUCUUGUUCUGGAAGGUGAUGGUCUGGAUGCCCAUCAGGACAAGCAUGCCUGCAGACAGACGCAGAAAGACACGCGCACACCGACAGAGGGAAAGGGAAGCGUGUGUCUGUGACUGCUGAUGGCGGCGGCGGAGCUGGUGUACGCAUCAGCUGACAGAUCUGUCCCCUGCCCACCGCCCUGCCUGCCUUGCUGUCGGCCUACCGAGGGCGAGGACACCGAUGGUGAGUCUCUCGGGUGUGAUUUCCAUGACGAAUGCGAUGUGUGCGAUAAAAGGCAGGACACUGAUGCGAUAACGAUGCGAUGAAGAUGCGAUAAGACGACAGGAAGAAGGGGAAAGAACUGCGAGAAAG
This is a messenger RNA of Vitrella brassicaformis, 2918 nucleotides long. The record is from the annotation of a GenBank genome assembly. NCBI's taxonomy places the organism in Eukaryota, Vitrellaceae.